CAAGAUGACCUUUGGCGUUCCAAUAGCCCGAAGGUGGGUAUCUCUUGGCCACCAACUGCAGCUGUGGAACUGUAGAGAAGAGAUGUGCAUUGAGGUUAGGGAGGAAUGCAAAUUCCACACUCCAACGUACUUGGACGUACUGAGGUUAAAUAUAGAGACCGUACAAUGCAUGCCCCAACUGGGGAAAAUCCUUCCAGAAAUAGCAGUUUGUAGAUAUUUGAAGUUAGUUUCUGCUUACGUAGCACACACACACAUGUUUGUUGAAGAGCGCAACCGUAACGAUUUAUUAUCCAUUUGAUUUUGAAUUUCCAACAAAGCAAAAACUCGAUACAAAACGGUGAAAAUCUAUUGGCAGCGUUAAUGUGAGUGUGAGUGUAUUUAGGCAAAGAAAAAUGAAUAGUGCUGAUGAUGGAAGAUGCUUAUGUAAUGGAAGUGUAUUACAUAGCCACGUGUACAUCAUUGCCGUUGGGUGCAAUGGAUGAAAAACAAUGUGACAGAACCUUUUUUGGCAAAGUAGGUGGUUGUAUGCAAUGAGGGUCGUAUGUCCUACACGCACGCACACACACAUAUGAGAGAGUUCCCCUCGAUAAAACCGCUUUUGGGACAUUUUUGGAAGGAUAUGCAAGGGUUUUAGGGUGCAAGAGUAACCUCAUUGCGCCUGUGUACGAAUGGAUAAUGUCUACCAAUACUAGCCCAAAGCACCUCACAACGACAUCGAACGAGAGGGAAGUUGUGGUUGUGUUUGCGCUUGCGUUCAUCUUCAUCCUUUCGGUAUGGUUGUAUGUGUUUGCUGAUAUCAAUUAUCUCUCUCUCUGUCAGAGGACUCACUGAAUGUUUUGUCAGGAUGCCUAUUCUCAGCAGCAUCUUCGGAUCUCUCUUUCGCCUGUACCAAAAACCUUCCACAUCUCGCUCUGUGUUUCGUCGAUAGUGAGCUAAGUAAAUAACGGCGAAUCUGCACGACCGCGGGAGCAUUCCAGCUUUACGGCGUCUCGGAUUUUGGUUUGGUUUCGACCGGCGGAGAAGAACCUUUCGUCGGCAAACCUUGGUGGAGGGUUAACGUCAUUCUAGGCCUAGCCGUUGUCACGAUCGGACGGAAGCUACCGGGUGUGUGAACCUGUUCACUCACUCGCGCGAAGUCGCUGACUUUGUGUCCGGAGGUAUGGUGAUUGGUGGUGGUCGCCGUCGUCGUUGAGACCAGCCGGUCAAUGUACGCCAGCAGCAGUUCGUAGUCGUGCUCCGGCCGUGCCGCGGGCAAGUCGUCGCAUCGGGAUCUCAAAGUUUUUUUUUUCCUCCCUGAACCAAAUAAUCCACUACCGUAGUGUACAGGCCAAGAUAGGCUCAGGAAUAGUGAUAUACAGCGGCAGGAAGAAUACAGUGAAAUGUUGAGUGCGUGAUAGUGAACGCCCAGGAACAAUGAAGCAACCCAGCGAGCACCGUUUGGAAGCAUUUCCGUCCGUUACUGUUUUCGAUUGUUUUUGAUUGUCCCGUUUACUGCUCACAAAGUGCCUCCGUAACUAUGCAGUUGACAGUGUUAAUACCAUACCGUAUGCCUUUGGAACUUACGUUACGUUAAGUUUUUGUUGCGCGUUGAGAUUUUAAGCGUCGAUCAAAGAUCCUCGCCGAAGAACCGACAGGUGUAGCCAGAGGAGGUUGAGUUUUUGUUUAGCGACUAUUGAAGCGCACGAAAAGCAAACCCGUUUUGCGGCAUUUUCACCUACCACAAGUGUACUUAAGACUUCUUCGGCGUUCGUGACUCGUCGGAAAAUGUUUGGAAUGCAUUUGCAAACGCUGCUCUACGGUCAAGCAGACCGAAGGCGCAGAGUUUUGCGUUUCAAGAGGAACUUUCGGUAAACUUGCACGAUCGCGUUUAAUUUUCCUCGCCGGAAAAGUCGGGUAAUAUGUGUGUGUUGUUGUUAUCGGACGUCCAUGUCCCAGCUCGGCAGAUAUAAACCCCGCUUCGGCCACUUCGGGAAGAGGAAGCCACACAAAUGUUCGACGCUUGCCCACCAUCGAUUCCGACGCCCGAUACGCUGAUCGAAACUCGACACUCGAUGUGUCCGACCCCGGGCUGCAGAGUGCCUUCACUAUAUUCCGUACCAUUGCACCGUUUGUUGUUUCCGUUUGUUGAUUGCUCGCCGUUAGACGGCCAACCCAGAAUACGAGCCUUUUCGAACCAAAAAAAAAAACAAAACGUUCGCGAAACUUCUGCUCCCUGCAUUGUGGCCACUCACACAACGUGCCUUUCGUUAUUGAGCGGUUAGCUUACGUUGGUUUUUGCGUUUUUUUGGGGCAUGUUGUUUUUAGAUGCCGAGGUGCCUUUUUGUUGAUUGUGCGCUCGCUCCUAAACUCUCGGUCUCGAUCCUUAAAGGUGGGGUGGGAUUUUUCCUCGCCGGUGUUGUGCUGAGGUGAGUUAAUGCAGUAACACCACACACACCCCUGUUUCUGUUCGGCCAACGAAUCUCACUCAGCGCCGGUGGUUGUCCCACCACCAGCGAGAAAAGGACGCGGACAGGCAAGACGUUCCCGGUUUGUGCCUUUUGGUAUUUUUCGAACGCCUCUAAGUUCUUCGCACGACGGACGACGGACGGUUUGGCAAAGUCGCUCCAAAGUCUUUGCAUACCCGUGCUAACCGUGUGUAUAUGUGUGCGUUUGACCGUGUGUACGUGUGUGUGUGUGUGUGCGCGUGUGUGUGAAUUUGUGUACAAUAGUCAUAGACAUUUAAUCGUAAGAAACUCAUCCAAGGGAAUCACCAUGGAGCAACUGGUGCCGAGUGACGACGACGUGGACUGCUUCACUAGAGCGGCCACCAUAGCAGCAGCAGCUCAGUCACGAGGAUGUCCACACUUUCCCUUCGGAUCAGCCUCGAGGGAGGCCGGGUGACAAAGACGAUCCAGUUCGAUCCGAGCACGACCGUGUUCGAUGCGUGUCGCAUUAUUAAGGACAAGUUCGCGGAAGCGGUACAGGGACAGGCGCAAGAGUUCGGCCUGUUCCUAGCGGACGAUGACACCCGGCAGGGCGUAUGGUUGGAACCGGCCCGUAACUUGGGCUACUACAUGCUGCACAAUCACGAUGUGCUCGAGUACCGACAGAAGCACCGUACGUUGCGCGUCCGCAUGCUGGACGGUGCGGUCAAGACGAUACUGGUCGACGAUUCGCAACCGGUGUCGCAGCUGAUGGUGGUAAUCUGCACAAAGAUCGGCAUUACCAACCACGAAGAGUAUGGACUGGUGCGCGAAGAUCCGGAGGCGCAAAACGAAAACCAGCCCGACAAUCGGUCCAACACCGGUACGCUAACGUUGCGCCGUAAGGCGCAAGAGAAGGAGCGCGAUGCGAAGAUGGAGAGCUUGCGGAAGAAGCUGCGGACGGAUGACGAGAUAAACUGGGUGGAUGUGGGGAAGACGUUGCGCGAGCAGGGCAUUGACGAGCAGGAAACGGUACUGCUGAGGCGCAAGUUCUUCUACUCCGAUCAGAACAUCGACUCGCGUGAUCCGGUACAGCUUAACCUGCUGUACGUGCAGGCACGUGAUGCCAUCCUGGAUGGUACGCAUCCGGUCACGCAAGACAAAGCGUGUGAAUUCGCCGGCAUUCAGGUGCAGAUCCAGUUCGGUGACCACAACGAGACGAAGCACAGAGCUGGAUUUUUGGACUUGCGUGAAUUUCUGCCCGCCUCGUACGUGCGCACGAAGAACAUCGAGCGAAAGAUAUUCGCCGAGCACCGGAAGCUCAUCGGGCUGUCCGAGCUGGACGCGAAGUAUGUCUACACCAAGACCGCACGCGAACUUCCCACGUACGGUGUAACGUUCUUUCUCGUGAAGGAGAAAAUGACCGGCAAGAAUAAGCUCGUUCCACGGCUGCUGGGUGUAACGAAAGAUUCCGUGCUACGGCUGGACGAAACGACGAAAGAAAUCAUGAAAUCGUGGCCCCUUACGACCGUCCGCCGAUGGGGUGCAUCGCCAAACACGUUCACGCUUGAUUUUGGUGACUAUGCCGAUUCGUACUACUCGGUACAAACGACGGAAGCGGAACAAAUCGUGCAGCUGAUUGCCGGCUACAUCGACAUCAUUCUGAAGAAGAAACAAGCGAAGGACCAUUUCGGCAUCGAGGGCGAUGAAGGUUCGACCAUGGUGGAGGAAAGCGUCGCACCGUCGAAAGCCACCUUCCUGCAACACGAAGAGACGAAUAAAUCCGGAAAGGUGGAAACCCAUUCCAUCGCUAAACCGGCCAUUAUGCGUGGAACAGACGGCGAACGGCCGUACGGUACGGGUGAGAUGCAAUCGAUACAGUACGGUGCCAUCGUCGGUCAGGUCAACCUGGCGCACCAGCCACCGAUGUUGCAACAAACGCGCAUUAGUUCGGUACUGUCGGAACCUCAGCGCGCACUGUUGGGAUACAUUUCUGCCGGACAAGAGGCGCUCAACCGGGCAGAGAAGGAUCUGGAGACAAAGGCACAACUACCACCGCUUGGUACCGAUCCGGGCUCGUUGCAAUGGCGCGAGGAAACGCUCGACACCUCGAAGCAAACCGUUACGACGCAUCUGGCCACGAUGAAUGCUGCCACUGCGCAGGUUGUAACCGCGUCCCAACCGGAUGAGAUUGACCAUGAGGCGGUCGGUGCGGCUGUGUCGCAAAUCACCCAGAGUAUUCCGGAAGUGACGAAGGAGGUGCGGCUGAUUGCUGCCCUCAUGGAUGAUGAUUGCACCGGCGAUAAAUUGCUCGAAGCGACACGUAAACUUUGCAACGCGUUCAGCGAUCUGUUGCGAUCGGCCGAACCGGAAAGCAAGGAACCGCGUCAGAACCUACUAAAUGCGGCCACUCGUGUUGGUGAAGCCAGCGGGCAGGUGCUGAGCACGAUCGGUGAGGAGAGUGUCGAAAGUCGCGAAUUACACGAUAUGUUGCUCGGGUUAGCAAAGGCGGUCGCCAACACAACGGCAGCACUAGUGUUGAAGGCAAAAUCGAUUGCUGCCGUUACGGAGGAUGAAGCAACGCGCAAUAAAGUUAUUGGAGCGGCAAGCCAGUGUGCCCUGGCCACUAGUCAGUUGGUGGCGUGUGCUCGAGUCGUUGGUCCAACCAUCCAAAGUCCGGCCUGUCGAGAACAACUGGAGGCGGCUGCACGCGAAGUUGCUAAAGCCGUCGCUCACCUAGCGGAAGUGUGCAACGAAGCAACCGACAAUCAACAGCUGCGUGGUGAUCUGACAGCAGCGGCGAAGGAUGUGUCCAAGUCGCUGACCGAUCUGCUGGAACACAUCAAGCUAAGUGCCCGCGAGAAAGCACGCCGCGUCGAAAACGAAAACCCUGUCGAUAACGUUCUCGUCGCUACGGACAUUCUCGUAUCGUCGAGCGACCCGCAGGAGAUGAUACGGCAAGCGCAACAGCUCGGCAAGGCAACGGCACAGCUGAUACAGAGCAUUAAGGGCGAAGCUGAAAGCCAACACGAUUCGAACAUGCAGCGUAAGCUGUUGGAAGCGGCCAAGCAGCUGGCGGACGCAACUGCACGCAUGGUGGAAGCGGCUCGACUGUGUGCCGGCAACCCACACGAUUCCACCCAUCAGGAAACGUUGCGUGCGGCGGCCGAGGAAUUGCGUGUUAUCACGACAUCGACGGCAAAUACGCCCGCGAUAAAGCGACAGCUGAUUGGUCGACUGGAACAGUGUGCCAAACAGGCGGCAUCUUCUGCCACACAGUGUAUAACAGCCGCUCAGAACUCGCUCAUCCAUAGCAAUGACGUGCAGACGAAGGAGAUCCUGCUGCAGGACUGUCAGGCGGUGGCAGAUCAGAUACCACGCCUGGUGGCAGGUGUGAAGAACACACUUUCCCGACCAGACGAUCCCAACGCUCAGCUGGGUUUGAUCGAUGCGGCCGAGAUGUUCCUCGAACCGGGUGCUCAGAUGGCUAGCUCGGCUCGGGAACUGCAGCCGACGGUGAUGGAUCAGGCAGCAUCGCAGCAACUGGGCCGUUGUGCGGUGAAUUUGACACACGCGAUCCACGAUCUUCGAUUGGCGGCACACCGUGCUCGAGAAGCGUGCGGCGGUAAUGAACUGGAUGCAGCGCUAGAAGCGGUCCGCAAUCUUCGCAACGUAUUGAGUGACACGCGCCGUGCGGCGCAGGAAGGUAGCUUACGACCUUUGCCAGGUGAAACGGCCGACAGUUGCUUCAAGCAGCUUGCUGCAGCUAGCAACUCCGUUGACGUUUCGAUGCAUCAGCUAAUGAGCGCUGCUCAGCAGGGUAAUCGCACGUACGCGGGUGUGGCAGGUCGCGAUACCGCCCUCGCCCUUGGCGACUAUACCAAGAGCGUACGUGGAGUGCUCGUUACAACGAAGAAUCCUGCUGUGGUUGAUUGCGCGGAUGAGGUUAUUGUGGAUUCGCUUCGCGUGAUUGAGGAAGCGCAGCGUACGCUGCAAAACCUGGACAACCAGGAAGCAUUGCUGAUUGCCAUCAAGCGCACGAAGCACUCUCUUGGUCGUACGAUAGAUUGUUUGCCAGGCGUGAAAGAUAUAAACGAAGCGUUCGAGACGGUCACUGAUUUGCGUAGCAUCCUUGACACCGGUGAGUAUCCACCGUCGGAUCGACCAUAUGGACAGCUGCAGAACGAGCUAAAAUCGGCCGCAGAUCUGCUGAACGUAGCCGGUGGGCAAGUUGCGCAAUCGUACGAUAGCUCAAUCAAACUGGCCGGCACUAGUCAAGAGUUUUGCCACGCGUACAAAGAACUGCUCACGGUGACUCUCGAAAUGGCUGGCCAGACAGCAGAAGAUCGUGCACGCGAGGAGAUCGUUAACUCGCUUCGUGGUGUAUCGAACCAGUCGAUCAGUCUACUGGGUACGGCUCGCUAUGUGGCGGGUGAUCCAGAUCGUCCGAAUGCGAAAAAUGAGCUCUCAUCCGCAGCGCGUCUAGUGACGGAGAGUAUUAACCGGCUGGUGGACGUCUGUACGCAGGCUGCUCCAGGUCAGAAGGAGUGUGAUGGUGCGAUUCGAAGCAUUGAAUCACUGCGGCCGUUGCUUGAGUCUCCACAGGAAUCGUUGACCGAUCAGGGAUACUUCGAUUGUCUCGAUACUGUGCUGGAAAAAUCACGCACACUCGGCGAAGGCAUGACGGGUAUAGCGAAUAAUGCCAAAAACUCCAAACAUGUCGAGUUUGGCCAUUCGGUAAAUUCAGUAUCGGAAUCGAUUCGUGGACUGAUUGAGUCUGCCGCCCAGGCAGCCUACCUCGUGGGAGUAUCCAAUCCGACCAGCGUUGGAGGACGCCCGGGUAUCGUUGAUCAGGCACAGUACGCCCGAGCUGCACAAGCUAUCCGCCAGAGCUGCGACAUUCUACGCGGACAGGCAUCUUCCCAGCCGCAGGUUCUAUCGGCGGCAACUGUCAUUGCCAAACACACGUCGGCACUAUGUAAUGCGUGCCGUAACGCGAGCUCAACGACUACAAACCCUGUUGCUAAGCGGCACUUUGUCCAGGCAGCAAAAGAAGUUGCCAAUUCCACGGCGGCACUUGUGCGAGAAAUCAAAGCACUCGAUCAGGAUUACAGCCCGGCUUCGCGGCAACGCUGUGCGGCUGCCACGGAACCACUGCUGGAUGCAGUGUCGUCGCUCUGUCACUUUGCGUCGUCACCGGAAUUCAUCUCGAUCCCAGCUCGUAUAUCAACCGAGGGCCGUAAAGCGCAGGAACCGAUCCUGACGGCCGGUCGAGGCAUUCUCGACGGUGCGGUGGAUAUGGUUCGCACGGCGAAGGUGCUCGCGCUGACACCUACGGAUCCACCGGUAUGGCAACAACUGGCUACGCAUAGCCGUAACGUGUCGGACAGCAUCAAACAGCUAGCGUCGAGCAUUCGUGAGAAGGCUCCCGGACAGAUGCAGUGCGAUCAGGUGCUGGAGGUAUUGAAGGAUUGUUCGCGUGAGCUUAAUUCGGCCGCUUUGGCGGUCGGUGUGGAUGGAUUACCGCAACGCAAGGAUAGCAACCUGCAGGGUUUCACCAACCAGUCGCUGAAUGCAGCAUCCGAGCUGAUCGAUCGUCUGGAGCCGGUAAAAUCGUCUGCGAAGAAGAAUGCCGAAAGUCUUGGCCAUGCGGUAAAUCAGAUUGCGAAACACAUUGUACCGCUGACAAAUGGUGUGAUCGGAGCAUGUUCACAGCUCGUACAUUCUGGCCAGCAAACGGUAUUGAUCAAUCAGGUAAAAUCGGUUGUGGAAUGUUGCGCCCAGCUAGUGCAGACGGCUAAGCAAGCCGGUGGCAAUCCACGUGCUGCCCAUUUCCAUCCGGAAUUGGACGAGGCGGUCGAGUCCACGCGGGAAGCGAUCCAAGAGCUGAACGCAACGGUCGAACGUCUCUCUACCGAAAACGGUGUAGUGACCGGUUUGAUGGAACAAAUCUCCCGUUCAAUGUCACGCAUCUCCGACAAGCGUCAAUCGUUCCUGGGAGCGUCUCUCAACGAUACCUACGUCGACUAUCAAACGCGCAUGGUGCAGAGCGCAAAGGAAAUUGCCCGUUACGCGAAUGAGAUCAACGCUAAAGCCGCUAUCGAUCCGUCGAAGCUGGCUCAACUGUGCGUGGAAAUGACGCAUCAUUAUACGCAGCUGGCACAGGAUGCUAUCGGAGCGUCUGCGCUUACCACCUCACCGGAUGUUGCCAUUCGCAUUCGUAACACUGUGCAGGAUCUUGGGCGGUCGGUGAACGUACUGAUCCAAUCGACGACCGGCAUUCGGAAGGACGACAGUAGCGGUUUGGUGGAAAUCUCUCGAGGCGCUCGUGAUGUUUCGGAAAAGGUUGCUCAGGUAUUGGCGGCGCUCCAGGCUGGAUCACGGGGUACACAGGCAUGCAUCAACGCUUCUAGUACGGUGUCCGCCAUCAUCAGCGAUCUAGAUACGACGAUCAUGUUCGCUACGGCCGGUACACUCCAGUCCAGUGAUGAGGACGGCAAAUUCUCCGAUCAUCGCGAGCACAUCCUCAAAACGGCAAAGGCAUUGGUUGAGGACACUAAGAUACUGGUCGCUGGUGCGGCCGGAACGCAAGAUCAACUAGCAGCUGCUGCACAGAAUGCAGUUACAACUAUUUUGCAUUUGGCCGAUGCCGUGAAGCAUGGGGCCGCCUCACUCGGUUCCGGUCAGCCCGACUCGCAAGUGAUGGUCAUUAACGCGGUCAAAGACGUAGCCGCAGCACUCGGUGAGCUUAUAAACGCUACUAAACUCGCCUCCGGCAAGCCAAUUAACGAUCCAGCUAUGAAUGAUUUGAAAGAUAGCGCUAAGGUUAUGGUGAUGAAUGUCACCUCGCUGCUUAAGACGGUAAAGGCCGUCGAGGACGAACACACGCGCGGUACACGCGCCAUGGAAGCUACGGUGGAUGCCAUCUCGCAGGAGCUACGUUCGAUGCAGUUCGCACCGGAAAUGAUGCGAUCGAGCAUGCAGCAACUGUCCCGACCGGAGGAUCUAAUAAGCGUCACCAAGCACGUAACGGCGGCCACUGCGAAGGCAGUGGCGGCUGGUGCUUCGAAUCUGCAGUCGGACAUUGCUGCCGCUGCCAACCUUGGCCGGAAGACCAUCUCCGAUAUGCUGAGCGUAUGCAAAUCCGUCGCCUGGUCGUGUGCGGAAACGCCAGAUCUGCGGCAGCGUACGCUCGAUGCUGGUUCUGCGGUGGCCAUCGCCUACCGGGAUUUGUUGGAAGGUAUACUGAACCACUGUACGGCGGACGAGAGGAUGCAACUGUCGCGACGUGUUGCGAUGUGCGUGACGGAUUUGGUCGGUAUGGCACAGUUGCUGAAGGGAUCCGAUUGGGUCGAUCCGGACGAUCCGACGGUGAUUGCCGAGAACGAGCUGUUGGGUGCGGCCGCAUCGAUCGAAGCUGCUGCUAAGAAGUUGGCCAACUUGCGACCUCGUCGGCAAGAAGUGAAGGAAGCGGACGAGAAUCUUAACUUUGACGAAAUGAUCCUGGAAGCGGCAAAGAGUAUAAUGGCAGCUUCUUCGUCACUCGUACGUGCAGCAAACGCUGCCCAGCGUGAGCUAAUCGAUCAGGGUAAGGUGGCGAAACGUCCGCUCACCUCCUCGGACGAUGGUCAAUGGUCGGAGGGACUAAUAUCAGCCGCUCGGCUCGUAGCCGCUGCCACGCAUAGCCUCGUUGAGGCGGCACAAAACCUCGUGCAGGGUGUCGGCACUGAAGAGAUGCUCAUCUCUUCCGCGAAACAGGUGGCCAGCUCGACAGCGCAGCUGCUAAUUGCCUGCAAGGUAAAGUCGGAUCCCAACUCGGAAACUGGACGGCGUCUGCAAGCGGCCGGUAAUGCGGUCAUCAAGUCCACCGACAAACUGGUGGAGGCGGCUCAACAGGCGAUCGAGGGCGAAGAAGAGCAUACGCUGCGUCUGAACCGCAACAUGGUGGACGGUAUGGCGCAGGAAAUUAAUGCACGCUCGGAGAUAUUGAUGCGCGAACGACAGCUCGAGGAAGCGAAGAACAAACUGAUCGCUAUCCGGCACGCAAAGUAUCGGCAGAAGUUGGGCGGUGGUUUUACGACCGACGAGAGCGAUGAGGGUGGCGUACCACCGCCACCAUUCGCUGGAUACGGACAGUCGACUUCACCGAAACCUCCGCCACAAACACUACCCAAACCGGGCACUUAUUCGCCUUCUGCGCUCGGUGGUUCACCCGGCCAGGGCGCAAAUACUAUGCCCCGAUUGGGACAGCACCCGGGAUCACCUGCAAGUCCAAGCUUCCAGCGACCCGGGUCGGGCAAUCAGCUCCUCACUGCGAAUGCCGUCCCUAAGCCAUACCAAUCGGAUGCCUUGAAAUCGCCGUCUGCGUUGGUGUCGCCAUCGAUGCUGAAUCGCACGUACGAUAUGACGCGUGUGGAGAAUUCGAACCUGAGCGCCUCGAAAUUCAAUCGUACACAGUUCGAUGCCGCAGUACAGGAUCUGCAGAAUAAGGUGCAACCGCUCAGUACGUUCCGAUCGUCGCCAACACAUCCGCAUACGAAUGGUGGUGGUGUUGCUGGCAGCUCGCCAGCUCCACAAACGUACGAAGGAUUUACUAGCAGAUACGAAACCCGUGUCUUUCAGAAUGCCAAUAACACUAAUCCGCAAAGCGCAAACCCGCUAACCACUGUGGAGCAGAAGUUCGCUAAACUUAACCUAGAAAACCACGACAUGCAGCAGCAACAACAACAGCAGCAACGCCACCAGCAAUCACAGCCACUAAGCCAUGGUUACUAUAACAAUUCAGCAACAAGCCCUUCAGCACAAACAGCCACUAGUACUAGCAGCUUUGCCGCAAGUCCCGUCGCAAACGUUACUAACGCCCUGACUAGCUCACCGCAACAGCAACAGUUCCGUCAACAGCAGCAACAGCAGCAGCAGCAGCAACAACAACACUUCCUUCGCACCACCACCACCACCACUACCACCUCCAACAACAACAACAACAACACCAGUUCUGUGCCUUCCGUACCAACGAUUAAAAAUGGUAACGUUAGUCUCUUUGACAGUGGGGCACAAAUGGGGGCCACUACUACAGUGAGAGGCAACCUAAUAAUGGAGGAAGGUCGCCACCAGCAACAGGUCAUCCACACCAAAAAGGUCCAGAUGACAUCGUCCUCCUCCACCUCGACGACAAUGAAGUCCAGUAGCGCUGGCGCAACCACGACGGAAUGGAAGUAAGCUUUCUGUUUGCGUGUGUGUGUGUUCAUGUGCAGCGUGCGCCGUGUGUAGUUCGUCCUUUUUUCGAAGCAAAAGCCGAUAGUACUAAUGAACUAGUUUAAUGUAUUUUCUUUCAACCGUGUCCCCGAGUAGUGUACGACACACCGAUGGUGACAGGUUGAUUUGUUGACUUUUAACUGUUUGUAACAUUUAAGUAAGUAGGAUGUGUGUCCUGUGUGCGCGCUAUGUUUUGUCGUGUAGGGGACGACAGUUUUGUAAUAAUUCUUCCCGAAUAGUUUUCAAUAACGCCACCCAAGUGCCACGUAUUUGAUGUUUGUAAAGCGAAACAUGAACGAUGAACUAAAUCCUAAACCUAGUAGGCCGUAACAGAGUGAAAGAGUUUAAUAUAUUAAUUCGAAAUGUUAGUAUAUAGGGUAUACAUAUGUAGAUGUAACUAACAGCGCACGUAGAAGGUUUAUGGUAGGUACGCGGAAAAGGGAUUUAAAGCAGAACAAAGAAGGAAAGUAUUCAACGUGUACGCUCACUAUUGUGCCUCGUAGUAUGCUACGAUUUGCCUUCCAAAACGUUGUGUGAAUGGUGGCGAAAGGAAGAACAAAGAAACACAAAACAAAGCAUCCAAUGCCUUCGUAAUUUUUUUACCGCUAAUAUAUAGUAAAUAGUAACGCUUUUUAACGUACCCAUUUCAAAACUCAAAAAACAGUUACGACUGAUGACUGUAUAUGCCAACGAUUGCCAAAAGAACAGAAACGGAACUUUUCCAUUUUUCGCCUUAAAUUGAUGCCGCACACUUUGCACACAAAUAUGCAAUGAAUAUACAUAGUUGCUGCGAUCGGAAGUGCCAUUUUGUGUAACUAUUACUACUACUACUAUUACUAAUUCUACUACUUCUAUUACUUACUAUUACUAGCGCUAGUUCUACCGUGGAUCUUAAAUGCCACGCGAACUUAAUACGAUUCGAAGAUUUAGAACGAAUAGUGAGUGGAAUUUAGCUCCACUUAGAAACAAAAGCAACAAAAAAAAGGACACAUGGUUAUACUAAAAUAGGCAAAUGAAAAGCGUUAAGCACAUCAUGGAUUAAACCAUCGGUAGGAAUGGAUUGGAAGUUUUAAUUAUAUCGUGAGAGCGGUUUGUUUUUUAUCUUUGUUUUCUUUGUGUGCGGUACAACAAAAGUAUAAUUUAGCAAAAGAGAAGUAGAACAGAUUUGUAGUUACGUACGAUUGCUAUUAUUUGUAUGUGUUUUGAAUUAACCAAACAACACAGGAUGCAAACUUUACUUAACUAAUUUGCAACAACAACACCACAGGACAAAAAAUAACCUACGUGCUUCAAAUAGUCAGCUAGUAUUAGGGUGUACUUUUACCGUACAAAUAUCGAUUUCAAAUCGUUGGCUCGUUUUUUAAUGUCUCUAAACGUAGAGGAGUUUUUUUUUAAGUAAAAAUGAUCUAUCACUUUCUUUUAACGCGUUUUGUUCUCUCGUUUCUGCAAAAUCCGGUUUAACUACCUUAAGAGCAGAAUAGAAUGGCCGAGCAUAAGAAAAAAAACGGAAAAAUAAAGAAACCAUGAAAGAAAAUUAAAUUUAACACCCAACAA
This is a messenger RNA of Anopheles funestus (African malaria mosquito), 13211 nucleotides long. It is a transcript of the gene rhea, whose product is annotated as talin-2. NCBI's taxonomy places the organism in Eukaryota, Metazoa, Arthropoda, Insecta, Diptera, Culicidae. The transcript is spliced from 12 exons. Gene Ontology annotation, molecular function: actin filament binding; integrin binding; structural constituent of cytoskeleton. Gene Ontology annotation, cellular component: focal adhesion; plasma membrane; cytoskeleton. Gene Ontology annotation, biological process: cell-cell adhesion. The record is from RefSeq and is a predicted model, not a curated record. Bases 2835 to 11621 code for a protein of 2928 amino acids.